This is a messenger RNA of Venturia canescens, 1919 nucleotides long. RefSeq lists its product as uncharacterized. The transcript is spliced from 2 exons. The coding region runs from base 524 to 898 and encodes 124 amino acids. Lineage: Eukaryota; Metazoa; Arthropoda; Insecta; Hymenoptera; Ichneumonidae. The record is from RefSeq and is a predicted model, not a curated record.
UUUGCUGGUUUUAUUGAUUGCUUUAACACAUUGCAGUCGUAUUUUUUUUUAUAAAAUCACGCCAAAUUCUAAAAAAGAUACUUUAUAUGCAACAGACGAUCACGCUGAUUUGAAACCGUUUAUUUUAUUUGCUCACGCAUUUUCUGGUUGUGACACGACAAGUGCCAUAUAUGGAAAAGGAAAGAAAAGCCUCUUUUCUAUUCUUAAAAAAAAUUCAGAUCUACAGAAUAUUGUACAAACGUUUUACAAUGCUGAGAGUACAAUUGAAAGUUUAUGUAAAUCCGCGGAACAAAUAAUUGCUCAUUUAUAUAGCUUUAAAAAUUCGGACCAAUCGCUCAGUGAUGCUCGAUAUCAGAAAUUUACAACAUUAGCUGUUCAUGCCUCCGUAGAAAUUCGAUUAGCACAAUUGCCACCAACACAACCUGUCCUGCGUGAACAUGUCAAACGCACUUUUUACCAGAUACAAUCGUGGUUGAGCAAUGAAUUAAAUCCAGAAGACUGGGGCUGGAGACGAACGAGCACCAUGAUGGUACCUGUUAUGAACCCUGAGAAUUCAGCGCCUGACAAUUUGUUGACACUGGUAUCAUGUUCGUGUACUGGAGACUGCAAAACUGCUCGUUGCACUUGCCGAAAAUCGGGAUUACCGUGCACUCAGCUAUGCAAGCAUUGUGAAGGUCAAUCAUGCUCUAAUGUUGCCGUCAAUAGCAUCAGAAAUGAAAUGGGAAAUAUUGCUGGAGAGCAAAAUGAAGAUGACGAGAGACUACCAGUCAGCGAAUUCCUCAAUAUAGCUGCUGAAUUACAUCCUGAUGAUCCUGAUAAUUACGAUGAGAUAAACGGAAGUGAGGGCGAAGAAGAAGAAGAAGAUAUGGAAAUCGAAUAUAAUUUUUAUAAUAUGUAAUUGCAGAUUUUUUUGCUUAUUGAGGCCAAAAAAAUGGCUCUGAAAUUACCACUUCCCUAUUUCCUUUUUUGUAUCAACAUUGAAAUGUGAAAAAUCGAUUUUUUUUGGUAUUUUGUUCCUAAAACAAAAAUUUUUAAAAUAACGCUAAUCAGUCCAGUUGACGAAUUAUAGAGAAUCAAUGCACGAAUAAAAAACUUUGGAAUGCCCCGAUCCGUUCAUUAGUAAAAAAAAAACAAAAAAUGGUUUCAUGUCUUCAAUUUUAUUUACAUUUUCAGUUCAAAGCCGAUGAUGAGGCUUCCCAAAUAAUGAAAAUUCAUUAAAAGGGAGUCUGAGGUUUAAAAAAAAAAUUGAUAAGAAUUGACAAAUGAAGACUAAAGUUUGAGUUUCCUCUGUUGCAAUCAGAGUCAUGAAGUCUUAUUCAUUAGUUAUAUAAAAUGUAAAACGUAAAAUAAUUUUGCUAAUUCUUCUAGUCCUAUCAUAUACCUAUCAUAUAAUUCUUUUAGUUCCAUCGUAUCAUACAAGGAAUAUUUAUACUAAUUUUAAUAUUUUCAUUUGCUAGUUUUUGAAGAGCUGAAAUUUUUGUACAAUUCUAUUUUAGCAGGAUUGGAAAUCUCUUCCUAUCUUUUUCUAAGCCAAAAUAGGAUGAAAUUGUUACAUUGUCAUGCGUGGAAAUUAUGACAAACUUCUGAAUAAACUUUUAAACAUUUCCAAACUUUGUAAAACCUGAUUUUUUGAAAAAGUUGUAAUUCUUUAAAUGUGCGGAAAUCAUCUGUAUUUAUAUAUUUCUUCCAGAAGAUCCUAUUGCAUAAAAAAAUAAAAAUAAAAAUAGCGGUUCUGAUAUAUAUUCAAAAAUAGCGGUCAUGGCCACAAAAUAGUACAGAGUGUCUGAUAUAUAUAAUUAUUGUAGAUACUACAAUAAAUCAUCAUUAUAGUAUAACAUUUUUUUAAAUAGAUAAUAAUAGUACAUUAUAACACUAGGACGAAAAAGUUUUUCGUACGCGUGUUAUACGAAAUUUUAUAU